CUAACUUUGCCACCUAAGUUUUAUCGACUUUUUCUUCACCCGCGCUAUACAAAAUCGCUUCUCUAUAUUUUUAGGCGGUUUCUUAUUCUAAAUUCUCUUCAAGAUGACUUCAAUUCAGGAAUUGAAACUUCUUCCCUUGAAUGAAGAUAGUGCCAAUAGUCUCAAUAAAACCAACGGUGUCUACAGCGCUGAAGUUCAAGAACUCGAUGUCCUUGUUGUAGGCGCUGGUUUCGGUGGGGUUUAUCAACUGAAGUCAUUUCGCGACCAUGGAUACCGUGUCAAGCUCGUGGAAGCUGGCACUGAUUAUGGUGGCGUCUGGUAUUGGAAUCGAUACCCAGGUGCUCGUGUAGACACCACUAUCCCUCUUUACGAGUUCUCUGACCCAGAUUUGUGGAAAGACUGGACUUGGAGACAGCGGUUCCCCGGGAGUGCGGAGUUGCGUGCGUACUUUGCUCAUGUGGCCGACAAGUGGAAUUUGAGGAAGGAUACUGAGUUCAACACUUUCGUUAGCUCGGCCUCUUGGGACGAUGUUGAGGCUAAGUGGGUUGCGAAGACGAAGAAUGGCAGGACUUACAAGGUCAAGUUUCUUUCAAUUAGCGCGGGCUUUGCUGCGAAGCGGUACAUUCCAGGCUGGAAGGGAAUCGAGAAGUUCAAAGGGAUAUUCGUCCAUCCCUCAUACUGGCCGCAUGAAGAACCCAAUCUCCGGGGUAAAAGAAUAGCUGUCAUCGGCGCCGGCUCGACAGGCGUCCAGCUAGCAACCGACCUCAGUAAGGUCGCCGAGAAACUGCAUGUAUUCAUACGCACGCCAAACACGUGCAUGCCCAUGAGGCAAGUCAACUACAACCUUCCCGAGCAAGCUCACCCCAGAUCAGAAUAUCCCGACCUCUUCAAUGGCCGCAAGGAGUGCUUCUCUGGAUUUGACUUCGACUUCAUUCCUCGCUCUACCUUCGACGACUCGCUAGAAGAACGUCUGAAUAUAUACGAGAAGCUAUGGGCUGAAGGUGACUUUAAGUUCUGGCUCGCGACCUACAAAGACAUGCUGUUCGUUGAAUCCGCGAAUCGCGAAGCGUAUAACUUCUGGCGCGACAAGACGCGAGCUAGGAUCCACAAAAAGGAGAUUGCCGAUAUCCUGGCUCCAAUGAAGCAACUCCAUGCCUUUGGCUGCAAGCGCAUUUCUCUCGAAAACGGUUACUUCGAGAUCUUCAACGAGCCACAUGUACAUCUCGUUGACAUGAAGGCGACACCGAUCGAGGAAAUCACUGAGAAAGGUAUUAAAACUAGCGAAAAGGAGUUCGAGUUUGAUUACAUUAUCUGUGCAACAGGUUUCGAUGCCCUCACUGGAGGUCUUUCCCAGAUUGACAUUAAGGGUCCUUCUGGGGAGUCGCUGAGUGAGCACUGGGUGGAUGGGUGUAAGACGUAUCUCGGAAUGAGCGUGUCCGGAUUCCCCAACCUGUUCUUCACCUAUGGACCACAGGCUCCGACAGCAUUUUGCAAUGGGCCAACUUGCGCGGAGCUCCAGGGUGACUGGAUAGUGAAUGUCAUAAAUCAUAUGAAGUUGAAGGGAUUGAGGAGGAUUGAAGCCGAAGCUGAGGGUGAGAAGAAGUGGAAGGAGGAUAUCUUGAGGUUUGCAAAUGCAUCGCUUCUCCCGACUGCGAAGUCGUGGUACAUGGGCGAUAAUAUCCCUGGGAAGCCAAGAGAGCCAUUGAUUUACCUUGGAGGUGUUCCGACAUACUACAAGACAAUUAGUGAGUGUGCUGCAAAUGGCUAUAUGGGAUUCAGGACGGAGUAG
Messenger RNA from Lindgomyces ingoldianus, 1789 nucleotides. RefSeq names its product FAD/NAD(P)-binding domain-containing protein. Bases 104 to 1789 code for a protein of 561 amino acids. The record is from RefSeq and is a predicted model, not a curated record. NCBI's taxonomy places the organism in Eukaryota, Fungi, Ascomycota, Dothideomycetes, Pleosporales, Lindgomycetaceae. The transcript is spliced from 3 exons. Gene Ontology annotation, molecular function: N,N-dimethylaniline monooxygenase activity; flavin adenine dinucleotide binding; NADP binding.